Messenger RNA from Vanessa atalanta (red admiral), 603 nucleotides. RefSeq names its product NADH dehydrogenase [ubiquinone] 1 alpha subcomplex subunit 7-like. Gene Ontology annotation, cellular component: mitochondrial inner membrane. Lineage: Eukaryota; Metazoa; Arthropoda; Insecta; Lepidoptera; Nymphalidae. Gene Ontology annotation, biological process: ATP synthesis coupled electron transport; mitochondrial electron transport, NADH to ubiquinone. The transcript is spliced from 4 exons. The record is from RefSeq and is a predicted model, not a curated record. Bases 93 to 422 code for a protein of 109 amino acids.
ACAGUUGUCUCUUUGACAUCUUAUCGAAAUAUAAAAUACGAGAAAACAAACAAAGUUAUUCGGGUCUAGGCAGUAAUUAAACAUAUAACAAAAUGGGAAAGGUUCCAUUCCGUGAUAUUUCUCCCGCCUUACAGGCUUUUAGAAAUUUUCUUCUAGGAAGAAAGCAUACCAAUGCAUUAAGAUUUGAACCGCUACUAGCAGCUAGGACUCAACCUCCUCCAGAAAUUCCUGAUGGACCAUCCCACAAACAUGCCCAUAAUUAUUAUUACACUCGAGAUGGAAGGAGAGAAGUCAGACCACCAAUGGUUAUCACACAACAACUGUUGACUGACAGCAGUGCUGAUCAAGGGACUCCAAAAGCAGCUGCAACUGUAAGACCAACGCCUGGAAAGUUGUAUCACUGGGACAAACAUUACGAAUAGAAUUUUAACUGGAUCAGCAUCUACAUUUAAAGAUAAAAAGUAGACGAGUCGUACUGUUUGAAUAUUUUAUUUUACACAACACAAAAUGUAGUAACACUUACAUAGUACGAACUAUAUAACAAGAAAAGUUAUCAAUAAUCAGAUUCGAGUAAACAGCUUACAAUAAACAGUUAAUAUUAAA